Molecule: messenger RNA, 546 nt
Organism: Apaloderma vittatum (bar-tailed trogon)
Lineage: Eukaryota; Metazoa; Chordata; Aves; Trogoniformes; Trogonidae
Product: PIN2/TERF1-interacting telomerase inhibitor 1-like
Exons: 6
Coding region: 1-546 (181 amino acids)
Biological process (GO): regulation of ribosome biogenesis
Cellular component (GO): nucleolus
Molecular function (GO): telomerase inhibitor activity; nucleic acid binding
Source: RefSeq, a predicted model, not a curated record
AUGGAAUUUAAACCUGUAAUUACCCGCAGAAGGCAGAAGUGGUCUGUGGAUCCGCGAAAUAGCGCUUGGAGUAAAGAUGAAUCUAAAUUUGGCCAGAAGAUGCUGGAAAAGAUGGGCUGGUCCAAAGGAAAGGGUCUCGGAGCUCAGGAACAAGGAAGUACAGAACAUAUCAAGGUUCAGGUGAAAAACAACACACUGGGGCUGGGAGCAACCAUCAAUUACGAGGACAACUGGAUUGCUCAUCAGGAUGACUUCAACCAGCUUCUGGCUGAACUGAAUGAUUGCCACGGACAGGGUGAAACAGAGUCCUCAGUGAAUAAUCGGAAGAAGGCAUUCAGUCUCGAAGAAAAAUCCAAAUCUUCCAAGAAACGCGUCCAUUAUGUGAAGUUUGCUAAAGGUAAGGAUCUCUCUUCGCGCAGUGAAGAAGAUCUGUCCUGCAUAUUUGGGAAGCGACAGAAGAAGACACAGGUAAACAAGAGGCUUCACCUUUUGCUUGUUUCCUUGGAUAUGUUCCCUUAUAACAAAAAAAUAUUUAGAUGUCUUUAA